Messenger RNA from Zootoca vivipara (common lizard), 1259 nucleotides. Lineage: Eukaryota; Metazoa; Chordata; Lepidosauria; Squamata; Lacertidae. The record is from RefSeq and is a predicted model, not a curated record.
GCCUCAGAUGACUUGGCAAGAUUCUAUCAACUCCUUGGAAGUGAAGUUAUUAGAGUCACUACUGAAUACCUAUUCCCCAUCCCUGAUGCCCAGAAAUGGAACCGGCCCCCUUGUGGUGGAUGUCAACAUAAAAAUGUCCAACGUGCUUCAGGUGGACAUCCUGAAAUACACUAUCUCAUCUGUCCUCGUGCUCCAUCAGGUAAUGCUUAGUCUUUCUUAUCAAAGAACUGGGAAUCAUGUUCAAGAAUCGUUUGAAGUGAAAUGGAAGACAGAGUCGCCUCUCGUAGUGCUUCACAGUGAUGGGAAAGUGGACUUCGCGCUCCCUCUGCGCAUCGACAGCAACUGCAACUUUGAUCUCCUAUACUACCCACGAGACACCACUCGCUGCACUCUGAGCUUCUCCUCUCUAGCCAACACGGUCAAUGAGCUGGAAUUCAACGUCUCCAUUCAAAACCAGAUUCUGAAUUUAAAGCGUGAAUACCUUGUGACCGACGUGAAAGUCAGCAGCCUGAAGAAUUUGCCACAGCCUUGCUUUGUAGUGAUGGUGAACUUAGAAAACACAGGAAUGCGAGUCAUCCUCUCCGUAAUUGUGCCAAGCAUGGCACUUGUGGUAGCUGAUCUCUGUGGCUUCCUUAUCCCACUCAAAGAAAGGCUGGCAUACAUGAUCACCUUGCUGUUGGCUUACCUGGUGUUCCACACCUCGCUCAUUGGCUCCUUACCAGGCUCUUCUUCCUGCAACCCACUGCUCAGUUAUUACUACAUCAGUCUCCUGGUGUUACUAUUCCUUAGCACAAUUGAGACUGUUUUGGUGACAAAGUUGGUUACUGACAAGAGUAAUCUGUGGCUGAAUUGUGGAUGUCAGCGGGGAAAGGCAAAGGCUACCACUAUGCUACCUAAAGACCAAAGCAAUAAUCCAGAACAUACAAAAGAUCCUGGGAUAAGCGACUGUGGGACAACUGAAGAGUCAUCGCAUCUCAAGCAAGCUUCUGCCCAUGUGGACAGGCUCUUCUUCACCAUCUACUUGGGACUGGUUGUUGUGUUUCAUCUCCUGUUUGCAGCACUCUAUCUCUUUUGGAAUUGCGAAUCUGGGAAGCCUCCAGGAGAAGGCUAUUUAGAUGGAAUCAAAUGGGAACAAAAAUAAUGGUGCCACCCUUAAAGCUGUGUAAAGCCUUGCUUUGUACUAAGUUAUGCAUAUUUGCCAAUCCUCUAUCUGCAUAAUUUGCUUUGAUCUAAAGAUUUAAUGGAAAAUGGAGUGCAUU